AUGCCUGGCGCCAAGAGCAUCGCCAUCAUCGGCGCUGGCCCCGCGGGGGCAAUUGCUGUGGAUGCACUCAUGCAGGAGAAAGUAUUUGACGUCAUCCGCGUUUUUGACAGGCAGGAGAGAGCCCGGGGGGUAUCGAGAGAUGAUGAGCCCCCUCAACAAUUCGAUUUCGACAAGCUUUCGGAGCGUACAGCCGACACACCACUAGAGAUUCCAGUGAAUCUGCCAUGUCGGACCCCCGCUAUCAAACAGGACCGCUUUACUGAUUCCCCAGUCUAUCCCGCGCUCGAGACCAAUGUGGAUGCGGCUGCUAUGUCUUUCUCGCAAGAGCCUAUUCCAACAGUCAGGUCGCAAUGGUCCAUUGAACGGCACGGACAAGACACUCCAUUCCGGCACCACUCUGUCAUCAGGCAGUAUAUUGAGGACCUGUUCACCCGCAAGCAAUACCAGGAUUUGGUUCAAUUCAAUACCACCGUCGAACGUGCCAUCAAGGAUACCAACAUCCAAAAAUGGGUUCUGACCCUACGGCGCCCAGACCAAAACGGAGCCCAAUCAGACUACUGGUGGAGCGAGGAAUUCGAUGCGGUCGUGGUGGCUACGGGCCAUUAUGCGGUGCCGUUUAUUCCUGCCAUUCCUGGCCUGAAGGAGUUUGCCGCCAGAAACCCAGGCAGCAUUGAACACACAAAACACUAUCGCAGCCCGGAGAAGUACAGAGGAAAAAAGAAAGUCAUCACGGUCGGUGCCUCGGUCUCUGCGGCCGACACGGCAGUUAGUCUCAUAGGCAGUGCACAGUCGCCAAUACAUGCUGUCGUCCGUGGUCGGUAUAAUGUAUACUUCGGUGACGAGGCGUUCAAGCACCCCGGAAUCCUACGACGGGCCCCGAUUUCGCACAUCACGAGCAACGACGACGGGGACCGCACGGUACAUUUCGAGGACGGUACCUGCGAAAAGGACGUGGAUCACAUCAUUUUCGGUACCGGUUUUACCUGGACCCUCCCUUUCUUGCCCCAGGUAUCAACGCGAAACAAUCGUGUUCCUGAUCUGUAUCAACACGUCUUUUACCGACAUGAUCCUACAUUGAUUUUUGUGGGCGCUGUCGGUGCUGGUUUGACUUUCAAAGUAUUCGAAUGGCAAGCCGUCGCCGCUGCGCGGGUCCUGGCCGGCCGGGCAGCACUGCCCUCUGUUGCAGAGCAAAAGAGGUGGGAGGAUGACCGCAUUUCACGCAAGGGAGAUGGUCCGGCAUUUACCAUGAUCAACCCCGAAUUCGAGGCAUACUUUGAGGACAUGCGUUCUCUUGCUGGGGAGCCACGCGAUGGGACACCCGGGCGACGAUUGCCACCUUUUGAUCAGAAGUGGGUGGAUCUUUUCAACGCGGGCCACCAGCGGCGGAUAAAGAUGUGGAAGCGGGCCAAUAGGGCUGCGAAGAUAUAG
This is a messenger RNA of Penicillium riverlandense, 1428 nucleotides long. RefSeq lists its product as uncharacterized. The transcript is spliced from 4 exons. Lineage: Eukaryota; Fungi; Ascomycota; Eurotiomycetes; Eurotiales; Aspergillaceae. The record is from RefSeq and is a predicted model, not a curated record. Gene Ontology annotation, molecular function: N,N-dimethylaniline monooxygenase activity; flavin adenine dinucleotide binding; NADP binding. Bases 1 to 1428 code for a protein of 475 amino acids.